Messenger RNA from Fusarium oxysporum Fo47, 936 nucleotides. RefSeq lists its product as uncharacterized. The transcript is spliced from 3 exons. Bases 1 to 936 code for a protein of 311 amino acids. The record is from RefSeq and is a predicted model, not a curated record. Lineage: Eukaryota; Fungi; Ascomycota; Sordariomycetes; Hypocreales; Nectriaceae.
AUGAGAGAGUCAGAAUCUGUCACGAGUCUAUUGAGUGGUCAGGUCAGAGACUUUCAAUACACGCACACACGCCGACCGAAAGCACAGCCAUUACAGUUAAGAAUUCUAAGAAGAAAGAGAAAGAAAGAACGAAACGCUGAGCAAUACCAGAACUUGAGGCUAGAUGCCUCACCUGAGGGUCUCACUGCUUUUUUCCCCGAGGAUCGAGAACAUGCCGAUAUUAUCAAUGAGGAUAUCCCUGUCAUCGAAGAGCCGGCCGCUAUGCCCGUCGGCGACGGCCCUGCAUUGAACGAAAUGGUCACCAUAGCCCAGAAUAUACACUUUGGAGAGAAUCCUUGUGAUGCACCUGGGGAAGUAUGCUAUCGAAUGCUAGUUUCCGCAUCCCAUCUAGUGCUAGCUUCUCCGGUCUUUCAAGCAAUGGUUGAAGGUCCAUACGCGGAAAGCUCAACCGAUCACCGUGGGAACUAUCGAUUUGCUACUCAUGGAUGGAAUCAGGAAGCUCUUGUUAUCGUUCUUGAUAUUAUACAUGGACAUCACCGGAGCGUACCAAAAUUACUUGAUCUGGAGAUGCUCGCAAAAGUGGCUGUCAUCGUCGACUAUUAUAAGUGCCACGAAAUUGUCGAGGUUUUUGCUGAAAGAUGGUUGAAAUCACUUCAGAAGGGUCGUACAGACCAUUACGGCAAAGCCUCCAUGCUGUGGCUACUAAUAUCAUGGGUAUUUUCGUGUCCAGAGAUAUUCGAACGCAUGGCUGGGCUCGCGUUGAAACAUAGCACUAGGCUCAUCUUGGCAGAGAAUAUACCGGUUCCGGAAGAAAUUCUGGCACAGUGCAGACUGCUCUUACGAGUGUUCAUGCAUGUUACUGGGAAAUUUAACGAAGGAAUUGGGGGAAAAUGGUAUCCUCAAACCGCCGAUCGAAUCACCUUUCGAAGGUCAUAG